CCCGAGCCCGGCGCCCCCGCCGCCCGGCCCCACCUCAUCUUCAUCCUCGCGGACGACCAGGGCUUUCGGGACGUGGGGUACCACGGGUCGGAGGUGCGGACGCCCACGCUGGACAGACUCGCUGCCGAGGGCGUUAAACUGGAGAACUACUACGUCCAGCCGAUCUGCACACCGUCCAGGAGUCAGCUUAUCACCGGAAAGUAUCAGAUACACACCGGACUCCAGCACUCUAUCAUAAGACCCACCCAGCCCAACUGCCUACCUCUGGACAAUGCCACCCUCCCCCAGAAGCUCAAGGAGGCUGGCUAUGCCACGCACAUGGUCGGAAAGUGGCAUUUGGGUUUCUACAGGCAAGAAUGCAUGCCCACCAGGCGAGGGUUUGACACCUUUUUCGGCUCACUCCUGGGAAGCGGCGACUACUACACCCACUACAAAUGUGACAGUCCCGGCAUGUGCGGCUAUGACCUGUAUGAAAACGACCAUGCUGCCUGGGACCAUGACAGCGGCAUGUACUCCACACAGAUGUACACGCAGAGAGUGCAGAAAAUCCUAGCUUCCCACGACCCCAGGAAGCCUCUGUUCCUAUAUAUCGCCUACCAAGCUGUUCACUCCCCGCUGCAAGCCCCCGGCAGGUACCUGGAGCACUACAGGUCCAUCGCCAACAUCAACAGACGGAGGUACGCAGCCAUGCUCUCCUGCCUGGACGAAGCCGUCAGCAACGUGACCCUGGCUCUGAAGACGCAUGGCUUCUACAACAACAGCAUCAUCAUCUACUCUUCAGACAACGGGGGCCAGCCCACCGCGGGGGGGAGUAACUGGCCCCUCAGAGGGAGCAAGGGAACCUACUGGGAGGGGGGCAUCCGGGCCGUGGGCUUCGUGCACAGCCCCCUCCUGAAAAACAGGGGCACGGUGUGCAGGGAGCUGGUGCACAUCACCGACUGGUACCCCACGCUCGUCUCCCUGGCGGAAGGGCAGAUUGACGAGGACGUCCAGCUGGAUGGCUACGACAUCUGGGAGACCAUCAGCGAAGGCCUGCGCUCGCCACGCGUGGACAUCCUGCACAACAUCGACCCCAUCUACCCCCGGGCGAGGAACGGCUCCUGGGCGGCCGGCUACGGGAUCUGGAACACGGCCGUGCAGUCGGCUGUCCGGGUGCAGCACUGGAAGCUGCUCACGGGGAACCCAGGCUACAGUGACUGGGUCCCACCUCAGGCCUUCAGCAACCUGGGGCCAAGCCGGUGGCACAACGAACGGGUCACCUUGUCAACUGGCAAGAGCGUGUGGCUUUUCAACAUCACCGCCGACCCCUAUGAGAGGGUGGACCUCUCGGGCAGGUACCCCGGCGUCGUAAGGCAGCUGCUGCGCAGGCUGUCGCAGUUCAACAGAACCGCGGUGCCCGUCAGGUACCCCCCCAGGGACCCCAGAAGCAACCCUCAGCUCAAUGGGGGAGUCUGGGGGCCCUGGUACAAACAGGACAGCAAGAAAAAGCAGGCACACAAAAGCAAGGCUGAGAGGAAGCAGAAGAAAAGUAAGAGAAAGAAGAAACCACAGGACACAGGCUCCGUCCCCAGGUGCCACUCGGGUGCUCAUCGCGGCUGAGUCCCGAGCCUUCCCGCCUGCUCGAACGCAGGUCACGUCUCAGUCCCUCUACAGUGCUGAAGGCCAACCAGCAAGGGCGGCCCAGCACUCUCACUGCACAAGCAGCAGACUUGUCACAUCGGGCCACCUGGCCGCCAUGUGGGGCACUUGUGCUCGGUGCCAAAGGGGCUGGCAUUGGUGCCACGCUUAGAGGACAUGGACACAUCUGUCCCCUGCUCCUUUAUAAAGCUGCCCUGGACGGGAUCGGCUCAGCUGCUGUGCUUCCAGGGCCCAAAUGCUGCCUGAAUUCCAGCAGGGACAGUAACACGCGCUCGGCCAGUGGCCAGCUAACUGCACAGAAGCUCGGGCAGGGCCUGGGACAAGUGGCGUCAAAGCCGAUGGCCCUCAGGCUCCAGAAAUGAUUUCCUUACAGAGUUUCUGUGUCUCCACAUGUGGCACGUGGGUCCUCAGACAGGUUCUACUUCUCGUGUUAUUUUGUUAUUUCCUUUCCUGUGAAAAGCAGCUGUUUUUCUCACAUGAGCAGCUCGUACCUCAUUUUGUCACACGUGAGGGGACGGCAAGUGACGACGUCUGAGCACACCGCCAAAACAUGAAUGUAACUGUUUUCUAAACACUUUAAUAGAGGACGUUUCAGCGUAAAGUACUUAACUUAUUUUUAUAGAAACAAAGUAAUUAUUUUGUUUUCAUAAAAAGUUAUACAAAUGACUUUUAAUUAUUUUAUUUCCGACAUACUAUUAGAAUUUUAUUUCAUAUCCUCAAGAUUACCAAGCACUGUAAUACUACAAAUUACUGUAAUACUGUGUGAAUACACAGAACAUGAAAAGAAAAUUAUGCAGAAAAAAUGAUCAUUAAUCAGCAUUAUUUUGAAUAUAAGAUGAAUAUACUCCUUAAAAGUUACUUGGAAAGGCAAUGUUUGUACAGAGUUGAAUGACAAUUCUAUUGCUUCUAUCAUAGCUUAUUUAUGUAUCUUAAUUAUUAAAAUGAUUUAUUUUAUAGCACUAGCAAAUUCAGCAUGGCUUUUCUGAUCUAACUUCUAGAUAACAUAUUAUUCAUCUUAACAAACAAAAAUCUUUAUAAAUAGGCAAUUGAAGGUACAAUUUACUAACAACCGUACUAAAUAGCAUGGGUUUUGCAAAUAAGAGAUGGUCCGCUUGCCUACUACAUGGAGAAACCGUUCUCUGUUACUGAAUAACACUGAUACUGACCCUGCUCUUACACAGAGGACACAGUGGGGAGACGGACAGACAUGCAGCCAUGGGUCCUGCGAGGGGCGGCUCUGACCCGAAUUGUGGGGCUGUCUGUCUACAAACACCAUGAGGAGCCCAGGGCAGGUGGCCCUGCGGUGUGUGACAGGCGCCCUGGGGCAGGCGGGGUGGCCCCCGUGGGCCCCGGAGCUUCCCCUAACGGCCCGGGUAAUACAGAGGCCUCGGGGCGGCUCAGCCUACACGGGAGGGCGGGGAGCAGGCCUGGGACACCCGAGGCUGCACUGUGAGAACAGCGUGGGUGGGGCCCGCCAACCGACGAUGAAAUACCUUCAGAUGAGAACUCAAAGGACUGCCCCUCACAGAUUAUGGAAACCAAUAAAAGAAUAUACAGUCUAUUACUGAAAUUACUAACUAAAACAGACAAAAUGAUUAAACGUUUUUAAUUUUAAAUAUUUUGCUUUCAGAAUAUAUAGUUCCAUCUCAUUAUGUAGGAUGAAAAGCUACUUCCUGAGUUGUGUUUUGUCAGCUGUAGAUUUAAAUGGGUCAUAAAACUCAAAGGCACAUCAUCUGUGUUUUCCUUGCCUUUCUUAGUGGCACAUAAAAUAAUGAGAUGACUCAUAACACAUGGUGUUUUAUAGUUCAAAAUAUACACAGUUAUCGUCCUACUAAAAGUUCUGAUGUAAAAUAAGUUCGGGAAAUGCUGAGUUAAAGGGUGACUUCAGUGCAGAUUUUCUUAGGGUGUUGAAAUUCCUAGUUUUCCUUUUAAAUCUGUAACAGAAGGAAGCUUUUUAGACAGUAUUUUCUAAUUUAUUUCACCAUAAAAUCCUAUCUAUAACACAUUGCAGGGAACUAGGCAAAGUACAGAAUAGACUUUGAAAGUUGCUAGUGUAAACAGAACCUUCUAGAAGUUCCCUAGCAAGUCAAAAAAGGAGCAAAGGGGCCAAUUGGGAUAAUGAAAAUUAAUAUGUGAACCCAGAAGGCAUCAUGGGAUAUGAUGUGAUUUCCAGAUCCCUAUAAAUGACCAUAACUUUCUCAUUGAGAAUAAAGUAGCUCGCAGUUUCCUACCUGGAAACGACUCCACAGUUGUUGUUCCCUGGCUGUAAGCACCCAGCAUGGCACUGGGCAGCCUGUGACUUAAGAGAAGACUGUGUCUUGCCCUUAAGAGCGAAACUCUAAUAUAGUCAUCAUGUAUAAAUGAUGACCGUUUCCAAAAUGCUGUCAGAGUCAGUGGGCAUCAGCAGACGCCCUUCACGUGGGUGCCCUAAUCUGUAUACGACGUGAUGCCGACACCCGUCUCCGGUGCCCUGACAUGGCCCCCAGAGAGCUCUCCUAACCUGUGACCCUCUGGUGGUAACACAGAGAACCAACCCCUCCAUUGACAAAAGGGUCGCAGCAGCUUUGUGAGAAAACCAUGUGUGGGCAUGGCUCUGUGUCUUGGAUGAGAAAAGACAGGAACCAUUUUCUCCAAAUCACGAGACAAACAAAGCUCUUGGUGCCCUUCCGUGUGCCAGGUCCCCCACAGGACCGGUUCCAUCCAUCCUUACAUACUCUUUCCUCACUUUUGAAAAAAUGAGUUACAGUUUCCUUGACCUGGCCCCUUUUUACAACCUCAGGACUAGAGGAGAAACUGGGACCGAGCACAUGGGUAACACACGGCCACCUCUGAUGCCCGGGGCACAUGGCUCUGGCACCAGGAUCAGUACCUUUGGCCCUGUAUUCACAGGACCCUCGGGCACGCAGAUGGCGAGUUUGCUGGCAGUGCUCAGAAAGUGUGUCGUUGGCAGGAUCGAGAUAGCUUGCCAAAAGUGGCAAACAAAACUUAGGUCACAAGCUAACGACUGCAAUGCCCCCUUUUAGCGAAUUACUUAUUAAAACUCGUUCAUUGAACAAGUAUUCCUUAAAUCCUCCUAUCUGUCAGGCAGUAUUUCUAGAUGCUUGAAAUACAUCAGGGAACAAAACGGGUAAAAAUUCUUACCCUUGGGCAGGCUACACUCUAGCCGAGUUAGACAGCCAAGAGUAAUAAGCAAAUUAGAUGCUGACAAAGAAAGAGCUCAUGGAAGAGAAAGAUCCACUCAGCACCACGUUUAUCCAUCCAUUCGCUCAACAUUUACUGUGCCACACGCAGUGAUGCACGCUGGUGGGGUGACAGUAACAUGGGACAGGGCCCCACCGCCAGGGGUGUGCAUUUUCCCGGGGGACACACAGCACGAAGCACAGGACCAGCCACUCUCCUCCCCACGCUCUUCCCUGUAAUAUACCCUGCAAUAUAUUUCCUGUUUUACUUACGUAUUUUCUGUACUCUGUCUCCUCCCACUAGGGUAUAAAGCUUCUUAAGAAACGUGAUCUAUAUCUACUCCAUUGACAGCACAGAAAACAGUGCCGGCUCAUAGUCAGCAUUCAGUAUUUAGUUUUUGAAUGAAUAAAUAAAAAUCACAUAUGUCCAUACAUUUAACUACAUUUGCUUGGGUUCCACUUUUCAUGUCCUGUGUAGGGAUUUCACUGUGGAAAAUAGAGUGAUUCAUCUUUAACACCUUUCCUCAAAAUAAUAGCAAUGAUGUGAAAUGCAGAAAUUUCUAGCACAUAAAAAAACCAACUCUAAUAAUGCAGAUUUAUAGGAGCAGAGUGUUACAGCAAAGCCAAACAAAAAUUAUG
Messenger RNA from Hipposideros armiger (great roundleaf bat), 5456 nucleotides. RefSeq names its product arylsulfatase family member J (gene ARSJ). Gene Ontology annotation, molecular function: sulfuric ester hydrolase activity. NCBI's taxonomy places the organism in Eukaryota, Metazoa, Chordata, Mammalia, Chiroptera, Hipposideridae. The record is from RefSeq and is a predicted model, not a curated record. The annotation marks the transcript as partial. The transcript has 2 exons.